AUGGCUAUCCUAAGCGACAAAGAUAAAGAAACGAGCGGCAGUGUGUCGGAAACACUCGGGCUCAAGACUGAGGGCGGCCCUCGUGAUGUGCAAGAAGGUGUGAUGGCUGAAAAUGCCGACAACCUUCAACGUCAUCUUGGAAACCGUCAGAUCCAGCUGAUCGCCAUUGGUGGCUCUAUUGGAACAGCCCUUUUCGUGAGCAUCGGCUCGGGUCUUUACCAUGGCGGACCUGGCAGUUUGUUUAUUGCCUUUACCGUUCAAUGUAUCUUUUUGGCCAUGGUGAAUAACUGCCUCGCUGAAAUGACCACUGCCUUCCCUGUCAGUGGUGGUUUCAUUCGCUUGGCUGGAAAAUGGGUCGACGACGCUCUUGGUUUCAUGGUCGGCUGGAACUUUUUUUUCUAUGAGGCCCUUUUGAUUCCCUUUGAGAUCUCAGCUUUCACGCUUGUAUUGUCUUUCUGGAGUCCGACGAUUACUGAACCAGGCCCAGUUGCAGGCGUCUGUAUUGGUGUCAUCUUGAUCUAUGGCUUCCUUAACGUCUUGGCCGUCAAAGCCUAUGGUGAAGCCGAAUUCUGGCUGUCCGGUGGUAAGGUCAUUCUGAUCUUCUCCCUGUUCUUUUUCACCUUCAUCACAAUGGUUGGUGGAAAUCCGGCCCAUGAUGCUUAUGGUUUCCGCCACUGGAACAACCCCGGCUCUUUCAUGGAGUAUCUGGAUACCGGCGCCCUUGGUCGGUUUGAAGGAUUCCUAGGAUCUCUUUGGUCGGCUUGCUUUGCCGUUGUCGGUCCUGAGUACAUCUCCAUGGUCGCAGCUGAAGCAAAGCGUCCUCGCAUCUAUAUCAAGAAUGCGUUCAAGACAGUCUACAUUCGAUUCGGUCUCUUCUUUAUCGGCGGCGCCUUGGCCGUCGGUAUCGUUUGUGCUGCUAAUGACCCGCAGCUGAAGGCGGUUGUGACGGGUGGUUCCGCUGGUUCUGCUUCAGCAUCGCCAUACGUUAUUGGCAUGCGAAACAUGGGCAUUUCAAUUUUCCCUUCGAUCAUCAACGCCCUCUUGCUGACUUCGAUUUUCUCUGCUGGCAAUACCUACACCUACUGCGCUAUCCGUACUCUUUACGGUUUGGCACUAGAAGGAAGAGCCCCAAGAGUUCUCACUUACACCACGCGCAACGGUGUACCCCUGUAUUGCUUCGCAGUCGUGAUGAUCUUCCCUAUGCUUUCCUUUUUGCAAUGUUCCAGUAGCUCGUCCAUCGUCAUCACAUGGUUCGCUAACCUCGUCACUGCCGGAGGUCUCAUCAACUACAUCGUCAUCACCUUGACAUACAUAUUCUUCCACCGCGCUUGCAAAGCGCAGGGGCUCGAUCGCAGAUCCCUCUCCUAUUACGGACGUCUCCAACCCUACUGCGCAUACAUCGCACUCGUUUGGAUGAUCAUCGUGACUAUCGUCUACGGUUACCCUGCAUACAAGCCUUGGUCUGUGUCAACCUUCUGGUCGAACUACACCAUGCAAAUCGUCAUCCCUCCCCUCUUCAUCAUCUGGAAAGUCCUCAAGAAAACCAAGUUCAUUAAGGCUGAUCAAGCCGAUCUUGUCUGGGAGCGACCCCUGAUCGAUGCGUACGAGGACAGCUUCCUCGACCCGCCUACCGGCUUCUGGAGAGAAAUGUUGCAGAUGGUCGGCAUUGGGCGGACUAAAGGCGGCAACGAUAAGCGAUCGCAUUCAGUGUCUCGGCCCCUGGAGUCUCCUGAGGGAAGUUCGGCGUGA
Messenger RNA from Penicillium samsonianum, 1749 nucleotides. RefSeq names its product Amino acid/polyamine transporter I. Gene Ontology annotation, molecular function: amino acid transmembrane transporter activity. The record is from RefSeq and is a predicted model, not a curated record. The coding region runs from base 1 to 1749 and encodes 582 amino acids. The transcript has 5 exons. Gene Ontology annotation, cellular component: membrane. Lineage: Eukaryota; Fungi; Ascomycota; Eurotiomycetes; Eurotiales; Aspergillaceae. Gene Ontology annotation, biological process: amino acid transmembrane transport.